Molecule: messenger RNA, 705 nt
Organism: Contarinia nasturtii (swede midge)
Lineage: Eukaryota; Metazoa; Arthropoda; Insecta; Diptera; Cecidomyiidae
Product: putative oligosaccharyltransferase complex subunit CG9662
Exons: 5
Coding region: 128-589 (153 amino acids)
Cellular component (GO): oligosaccharyltransferase complex
Source: RefSeq, a predicted model, not a curated record
UGUGUAACAUUUUAUACAUAUGAGUUUUUGCCGACGUCAAUCACCGCCUAAACAAUUGAAGUUCUUAGUUUUCAUCUACUUUCUCUUUUAAAAUCCAAUAAAAAUAGAAGUUAAUCAAAUUGGAAAAAUGUUUGAAACACUUUAUUCACUACCUUUCUUUAUAUUGGAAGUACCAAACUUAAAAAUUAAACGACCGUCAUGGUUUCAUCAACCUUCUGCUAUGACAAUUUUCUCGCUAGUGUUGCUGUCGUACUUUUUGGUUACUGGAGGCAUUAUUUAUGACGUUAUUGUUGAACCACCCAGUGUUGGAAGCACCACAGAUGAACAUGGACAUUCUCGACCAGUUGCGUUUAUGCCAUACAGAAUUAAUGGGCAAUACAUUAUGGAAGGUUUGGCCAGUAGUUUUCUGUUCACAAUAGGUGGCCUCGGAUUCAUAAUAAUGGAUCAGACACAUGCAUCUGGUUUUGGUGGAAAACCAAAACUAAAUCGCAUACUAUUGACUGCCAUGGGUUUCAUUUUUAUUUUGGUCUCAUUCUUCACAACAUGGAUUUUCAUGCGAAUGAAGCUGCCGGGAUAUUUGCAACCAUAAAGAAAGCGAAAAAUAAUCCCGUAAAAUGUCCUAUUGCACAACUCAAAAAAUGUAUUUCGACAGAAUUGAACAAAUAAAUAUAUUAGAAAUUCCAAAUAAAUAAUUAAAUAAGAAAA